Messenger RNA from Hydra vulgaris (swiftwater hydra), 1289 nucleotides. RefSeq lists its product as uncharacterized. Gene Ontology annotation, cellular component: membrane. The record is from RefSeq and is a predicted model, not a curated record. Lineage: Eukaryota; Metazoa; Cnidaria; Hydrozoa; Anthoathecata; Hydridae.
AUAAAUUCAUCCUGAUAAACUGAUAAAAAAUUAUUGAUACUUCUUACAAUUAUAUUAAAACUAUAGAAAAUUAAUGUUAAUAACUCAUCAUUUAUAUUUUUUAGGGGUUUAUUAUAAUUUUUAAAUGUCACUAUGUGGUAUAUUUACUAUGCACUUGUAUCUUUAACAACAGUAAACUCAAUUGUCCUACCUACAAUAUAUUGGGAUCCUCGAAACCCCAUAUUUUCCUGUGAAGUUACCAUUCGGGCAAGGCUUUACGAUACUUUAACUUUAGCAUGUCCAACUGGUGAUCUACCUUAUCAAAAUUUGUUACUUGAUAAUAAUCAACUAAAAGAGAAUGCUUACUUCCUUGGUACUAAUGAGCGAAAGUUCAAUGAAUGUGAUGCAACAGGUUCAAAUCGACUGCUUUAUUGUAGUUAUACAAAAGAUGAAAAACCAAUCUAUCCAUUUUUUUUUAAGAAAGAUUCUGGUGAUUCUGCAGUAUUAUCUUUUGAACCUGGCAAAACUCACUAUAUUAUUGGAACUGGGUUUCGAGAUGCAAAAAAUCUUGACCAGUUAAUAAAUGGAAGCUGUAACACUGUUGAAGGUGGAGAUGUUAAAAGAUACCAUUUGCGUCUAAAGAUUUAUAUUUGUACUAAUGAAGAGAUAAUUUCAAAUAAAUGUGGCGAAUGUAGAUAUGCUGGAUGCUAUUUUAAGAAUUGUGAAAACUGUUCAGAGUGGAAAAUUGAUAGAAAUGUUGAACAAAAAACAAAUACAAGUCGAUUAUGCUUUUUAUUAGAGUCUCAAACAUGUAGCAAUCCUUUUCUUUCAUCAAAUGACGAGCGUAGAUAUCGUCUAGUAAAUGUAUCUUGCUCCACCCCAACCCCAACUACAGCUCCUCUUAUAGAAUCAACAAGCGUCUCCAGUCUCCAUUAUAAUACUACAUCAGUUUUUACUGAACCAACUGUAGUUGCUGUUCAAAAGCCGCCUGCUGAAAAUGCUGGUACUACAACCUAUGUAGUAUUAGUUGUGUCGUCAUUAGUUGCUUUGGUUAUUGGUAUUGGAAUUGGUGCUCUAGGCUUUAAAAAAAUUCACAAGAAAAAGUGUAAUGCAGUUGAUAGUUUCAAUAAAAUUUGCUAUGAAAAGAAAACAGCUCAAAAGUCUGAUCAAUGUUUUGUAAGCUGCAAUGCAACGGCAAGUUAAUCUAAUAUUUACAAAUGUUGUGAAGGUAAAUAUAAAAAUAAAAUUGUGAAAAUAUUUUUAUGACGUAUUUUUUUUUUUUUUUUUUUUUUUUUGUGACGUUUUGGAUU